Ctenocephalides felis (cat flea) is the source of this 4130-nucleotide messenger RNA. Its product is annotated as CUGBP Elav-like family member 1. Gene Ontology annotation, cellular component: ribonucleoprotein complex; cytoplasm; nucleus. The record is from RefSeq and is a predicted model, not a curated record. Bases 1216 to 3423 code for a protein of 735 amino acids. The transcript has 15 exons. Gene Ontology annotation, biological process: regulation of alternative mRNA splicing, via spliceosome; mRNA splice site recognition. NCBI's taxonomy places the organism in Eukaryota, Metazoa, Arthropoda, Insecta, Siphonaptera, Pulicidae. Gene Ontology annotation, molecular function: mRNA 3'-UTR binding.
CGGCUUCUGUACGAGUGGGGUGUUAUCAAAUUUUUGUACCCGAAAAUAAUAACGUAAAGGACAUUUUUCCAAAAUCAAAAAAUAUUGAAAUGACAAUAUUAUAAAAUAGUUGUUCUCUGUGUUUACUUCAGUGUUAAGAUACAUGUGUGUAUUAAAAAUAUAAUUUGGUAAUCAAAAUGUGCAUUCUUAAAAUGACAGUGUCUUGUAUUUAUGUUAGUAUAUCAGUUAAAUUCGGAUCAUGACAGAAUGUUUAUGUUAUGAUUCGCUAAGAGUUUGAAGAAGUACUUUCUUGAGAAAAGUGUUUUUUUGUUCGUUGUUGUGGACAUAUGGUUUGACACAGAUAAGGGAGAUUGCAAAUGGUGUAAUUAGUGACUUAAUUAUAAACAAACCAAAGUCAACCAAAUAAAGCUCUAACAGCAACCAAAGAAUAUGUGAAUCAUAAAACUAAUUUUCAUUAAACUAUCAUAUCAUUAAAUCUAGUGACAAUCUCAUGAAUUUAACCAGUUUAAAAACUUCAAUUAAUAUUUUUUAUAAUAUUUAUUUUUAAAACAAUGCAAGUAACUAGUUUCUGAUUAAAAUUUCAGUGCCAUUAAUUUCGCCAUAUUUUAUUCAAAUAGUGUGAACAAAGUCAUUAAUUCUAAAAACUUACUUAAAUAGACACUCGGAUAAUUCCAGUGUUUGUCUGUGAUUUGAUAAAAUUCACUUUAUAUUAUAUAUUCCACUUAUAUUUUAUAACAGGUAAACGAGUCAGAUAACCAACGAUAUACAUAAAAAUAUAAUAUAUUUUAUCUUAUCAUAUGUAACUUAUGUGUGUGUAUGAUAAAAUGAUAACAGAACAUUGUACGUUCUUUCCUCACAAAACGAAAUGCAAUCAGUUCGAAUAUAGUCACCUAGUCAAGUGUUGAAUGUAAUAUAGAGGUGGAUUUGCUCAGAAAGGAAAAUUUACGGAAUAUAUUUGAAAGCUUUUUAUAACGCGUUUAUAAAGUGUGCUUUGAUAUAUUACACAUUAAUCAGGACUACAGUGGACUAAAUUAAAGUGGUCAAAACAAGUGAAAAUAGUUGUGCAGUGUCAGAAAACAAAGAAGGGAUAAGUCAUCCCAAAGUGCGAUUAUCUCUUUAAUUUAAUUUUUUUUAUUAUUUGUUAUUUUAAUAAAGUAAAGCCAAAAUAGUGGUCCAGUGUGAAAUUACAUCAAACUCGUGUGCGCGAUUUGUGCAAUGUGGUCAUUGACAAACGCGCCAUCGUUGCUCCAAGGCUUAGACCGCACAGACACCAGGGCCCUGACCCUUGGCCUGGAAAAUUCACCAUUCUUCUUUCUUCAGAAGAAGCAGCAAAAGUUUGCAGUUCUUCAGAAAGGAAGGGCUAUGCUGCAUUCGCUCGAUGCCUUGGCCGGCAAAAUAUCGCCGGGAUCUCAAACUAAUACUGAUCGAAAUGCGAACAAGCUGAGUCACCUCAAUCACAAUAGCCAUUCGGUGCAUCCGUAUAGCAAAUCCGGAACGAAGCAUGAUAAUGGCUCUUCUGUCGGAAUGAACAAUAAUGCUGUGCAGCAACAACAGCAAUUGUCCCAACAACCAAAAAUCCAGAGCAGCCCGCAGCAGAAUCAAACGCAGCAGCAGCAACAACAACAUGCGCGACAAAAAUCACCGCUGCUGCUCAAAAGGGAAAACUCAAACCAAGAGAUGCCGAUGCAGCAGGACUCCAUCCCGUCGCCUACGUCAAAUCUUAAAGUCGAGUCUGCUGUGAGUUCACCCAAUUCGAAUUCACAACAAGGGUCUACAAACAACACAUCCUUAAACAACAAUACGAUAAAUAAUAACAGUGGAAUCCAAGAGGGUACUGUCGGAGAGCAACCAGAUCCCGACUUCAUCAAAAUGUUCGUCGGACAGGUGCCUAGGUCUAUGGAUGAGAAUGAUCUGCGCACAAUGUUCGAGGAAUUCGGCAGAGUACAUCAGAUCAAUGUACUACGUGACAAAAUGACGGGGACCAGCAAAGGAUGCUGCUUCGUUACCUUCUUCACGAGGAAAGCCGCCCUCAGAGCCCAGGAUGCGUUGCACAACAUAAAGACGCUGGGAGGGAUGCAUCAUCCCAUUCAAAUGAAACCAGCAGACAGCGAAAAUAGAAAUGAACGCAAAUUGUUCGUCGGCAUGCUGUCGAAGAAAAUGUCAGAGUCCGAAGUUCGAGCGCUGUUUGGAGGACAUGGUUCCAUUGAAGAAUGCACUGUACUAAGGGACGCUCAAGGACAGAGCAAAGGAUGCGCCUUUGUCACGUUUACCAGUAAACAGUCAGCUAUAGGAGCUAUCAAAGCACUGAAUCAAAGCCAAACGAUGGAGGGCUGUUCCGCCCCACUUGUUGUUAAAUUCGCCGACACCCAAAAAGAGAAGGACCAAAAGCGUCUGCAACAAAUGCACGCUAGUUUAUGGAGUCUGGCGGCAGCCGGUGGUGCAACUGUCGGGGUGAAUGCAGCAACAGCAACGAACGGUACAGCUGGUGCGCCAGCUAUAUUACCUGCUUCAAACGCCGCAAUCGCUGGUCAUCCAACCAGACAGCUACAAUUGUUACAUGCCCAAACUGGAGCAGUCACUGCUGGUCAAACUGCGACAGCUGCUGGUACGCAACCAGCUGGAACUGAGGCAGCAGCUGGACUACAGCUUUUACAACAGUUGCAAGCUGUCGGCUUGCAGCAACAAUUGUUGCAAGGUAAUUUCGAUGGCUUAUCAACCCAACAAGACGGCAGCGCUGCCACCAGUCUGUUGGCGCCCAUGUCUGUGCAGAAUCUAGUGACGCUGGCGGCCAUGACGCAACCUGCACAACCAAACACUCCCGCCGCGACUUCACUUUGCAUUCUAGGGAACAGUGCCGGCAAAGGGUCUGGUGUUGAUAGUUUAUCGCCCGGUGCUCUGACCUCUUAUGCUGCUGCUCUGCCUCACACGCAAUUGUCGUUGCAGCAACUACAGGCUGUGGCGUCAAACUUGACGCAUCAUCAUUUGUCUACAACUCACCUGACUUCAGCAAAUUAUCUGACAGGUGCAGUGCAUCAUCAUCAGCAUGCUCAGCAGCAGCAACCUUAUCUUGGCUCAACGGCGACUUCCGUAGUUGGCGUUAAUUCGCCCAUUGGGAGUGCUGCAGCAGCAGCGGCUGGCAAACAGAUUGAAGGACCCGAAGGUGGCAAUCUUUUCAUCUACCACUUACCGCAAGAAUUCACGGAUACCGAUUUGGCGUCCACGUUUAUACCUUUUGGUCACGUUGUUUCCGCCAAAGUAUUCAUCGACAAACAGACGAAUCUGUCGAAAUGUUUUGGUUUCGUCUCCUAUGAUAAUGCGGCGAGCGCUCAGGCUGCCAUCCAGGCCAUGAAUGGGUUCCAAAUAGGAACCAAGCGUCUUAAGGUGCAGCUGAAGCGUUCAAAAGAAGCGUCCAGGCCUUAUUAAAAAGAUUUAAAAUUAUAAACACACACGCGCGACCACACUUAUGAAAAAAUGCAGACUGGCUGCUAAUUGUUUGCUCUGGUAAAUGACCAACUGAUACGUCUGGUACUUUUCUGAGUCAUCGUCACCUCAAAAUAAUUUGGUCAAGUCUCGAUUAAAAUUAUUGUACAUAUCCCUUUCAUGCAAUAUUUUUUUUCCAAAAUCCCAAUUACUGCUACUCUCGUAUACAUGGCGAGUUGUUUCGUAAUCAUUGUCGUGUAUUACCAAAAAUGACAUUUUAUAAAUCAAUUAAAAAAUCGCAAAUUUAAGAAAAAAUCCACCAAGUCAAACAACAAACAAAAAAUGAGUUGCCGUUUUGCCUAAAAAUAAUUUAUAUUAUCGGAAAUAGGAAUAUUUCUAAAUGCCGAUUUCAAAGAUUGUUCUAGUCUUCGCUAAUGAAUUGAUAAUGUAUAAAAGUAAUCUAAAAAUAAAAGGCAAACGGGUGUCGAAAAAGCAAUCAUUUGGUAUUAGAGAACUUAAAAUGCGUUCAUCUAUUUCAAGAUUCUUUGAAUUUACAUAUGAUUGCCAUUAAGGUUUUGACCAAAAAAAUAAUUGAUCCGCGAAUUACUACUCUUUUCAUAAUCACUGAUUACUUAUAUACGUGUAACGAUUUUUUGUAAGAAUGAUUACUAUGUACUUUUAAUUUUUUGUCAUAAUAUAUAAUUUAGAAA